Onychostoma macrolepis is the source of this 4346-nucleotide messenger RNA. It is a transcript of the gene tlr22, whose product is annotated as toll-like receptor 22. Lineage: Eukaryota; Metazoa; Chordata; Actinopteri; Cypriniformes; Cyprinidae. The coding region runs from base 929 to 3769 and encodes 946 amino acids. The transcript has 3 exons. Gene Ontology annotation, molecular function: transmembrane signaling receptor activity; protein binding. Gene Ontology annotation, cellular component: membrane. The record is from RefSeq and is a predicted model, not a curated record. Gene Ontology annotation, biological process: toll-like receptor signaling pathway; inflammatory response; immune response.
GUAAAAAUAAUCAAACUGGCAAUAUGUUGAAUAUGUGAGUUCUUAUUAUAAUGCUUAAAGGAUAACAUUAACAAUAUCAACAAAUGUCGACAUUUUUAAUGUAUGCACAAUUAUUUUUUAAGGACAUCUUGGAUUUAACAUUCUAGUGUGAUUUAGUGUCUUUUGUAGAUCCUAAGUAUUAAUUUAAUACAGCCAAGUCACAUGUAUGUCUAAAUUCUACUAAGCUAUAUUUAAGAUAAACAAAAGUUGCCAGGCAACAAAACAAAUACCUACACAAAAGAUGCUGCAAUACAAAGCAGAAAUUUGUUGUAGCCUAAUGGUCAUCAAGAUGAUUAAAUUAUUUACUGAAAUAAGUGAGUGAAACAGCAUGAGCAAGAGAGAGUUUAAACACAACAUUCCAGAGCAAUAAAUCAUUAACUAAAAUAAAACUCUUCCUAUGACAGAAGGAAAUAUAGUAGAGAGAACGACUUCUCAUGUGAUUAAGAUAAGGAAUCUUACUGACUACUCUGUCUGUGUGGCUCAAGUUUGCUUCAAGUUGGUCACAUCCAAAGGAGAACGAAAACCUUUUCAUAAAGAACGACAGCAGAACCAUCCCAUGAUGGGAUAGGAAGCAAUCCAAUAAGAAAACACAGAAUCACACAUACCUAUACAUGAUGAAAUUAUAAUAUAUGCUUUAUAAAUUAUAGCCUAUAUAUGAGCAGAAUCAGGUUAGGUUCAUAUGCCAUUACUUCACUUCCUGUUAUACAGCAUAAAACAAGACCAGCCUGUUGUUUCCAAGGGUUUUAGCAGACAAGGACUAAAAGAAGAGGAAAUGCAACGUCAAACUCCUGGAAUGCUGGGCAAAGGGGCGCAAGAUAAAUAAAUAAAUAAAUUUAGGUGAAUACAGUGCAUUCCCAGUUUGACAUGUAAAAAGAAUCAAGAAAAAAACAUGGGAACACUACAGCAAAUCACAUUAUAUAUUGCCCUCUGUGGUUUCAUUUCCCCAUCUAGUGCAUUUUCCUUAAAUAACUGCACAAUCAGUACUCCCCUAAAAGACAUCCAGCCGAAAGUACUUUGCUACAAAAUGGGCUUUUUCAGGCUUCCGCUGAUACCUAGAAAUACACGGAUUUUAGAUGUUUCCUUCAAUGCCUUUGCACAGAUCCAGAUUGGAGACUUUAACCAGUUGUCAAACUUACAGGACUUGAACAUAUCCAACAAUAAGAUCUCGCAGAUUCAAGAGGGUGCACUUGACAAUCUCUCCAAUUUAUCCCAUCUCAAUCUGGCCAGCAACAGACUACAAGGAAUCUCCAGAGGUAUGCUGCACGGCCUAACCAAUCUGCUGGUGCUACGUCUGGAUUACAAUUAUAUACAAGACAUUGAAGAGUCAGCUUUCAGCACGCUUCAGAAUUUAAAGGUGUUAAACCUAACAAAAAACCACCUCUAUUACAUAGAGAAAAUCAAGCCGGUUCUUGCAUCACCAUUUUUGGAGGAACUGUACAUUGGAAGCAACCAUUUUGAUGCUUUCAACUCAACUGAAAUGUCAACAAAGCCCUUGUCAUUAAAAAGACUAGAUUUUUCCAACAACCCUUUGGCAACAUUUCAGCUCACUGAUAAUAUAUUUCCAACUCUCAGUCACCUUGAUUUAUCUUAUUGUGGUCAAAACGGAACCAUGACAUGGAACGUUACAGAAAAGACAUUUUUUACCACAGUGAAAACAUUAUACUUCAUGGAUGUUCAUAUGUCAGGCCAGAAUGCUGCUAAUGUGCUUCAGAGCUUCAAGAAUUUCUUGAAUAAAAUCAGGCUUAAUGCAAACGUUAAGUUGAACAAGACUAACCUUCUGCUCAACGCAUGUUCUCCAAUGCUACACAUUGUACGGCUAAAUGCUAACAAAAUAAAACACCUCACUGACCACAUGUUUGAUCCCUGUUCUAACCUGACGGAAUUAGAUUUAGGAGAUAAUGAAAUAUCCCAGUUAUCACCAAGUAUGUUCAGAGGAUUUACACAACUAAAAACGCUGCGUUUGCAAAUCAAUAAACUGACUGAAAUAACAAACUCCUUUCAAAUGCUCUUCACUCUCGAGUUCAUUGAUCUCAGCAGAAACAGCAUCAACAUGCUCACCUGUGAUGACUUUGCCAAUUUAACACAGGUGAAAACUCUGUACUUGUACGGUAACAAAAUCUCAAUCAUUAGAUCCUGUUUGUUCAAGGACCUGAAGAGUCUUGAGGUCCUCAAGCUUGGAACAAACAAUCUGUUAAGGAUCGGUGAUGCUUUCAGCAACGGGCCACAUUCCCUGUUGGAUCUGGAACUAAAUUUUAAUAAGCUAAGCAAAAUCGAAAAGCAAACUUUUAGGAACGUGUCACAGCUGAACAAUCUGUCCUUACAAGACAAUCAGAUUUCAGACAUCGAAGACCAUGCAUUCGAAGGACUGAAUAACCUGACGACUCUAUUGCUGUCAUCAAACAAAAUAUCAGCUAAAACAUUAACCAAACAGCAUAAUAUGUUCUCAGGCAUGCCCAACCUCAAAAAUCUAGAUUUGUACGCCAACAGCAUUUCAUUUACUGAUGAUCAAUUGAAAUACCCUCCUUUUAAAGACCUGAAGCAACUCAGAGUAUUGGCCUUACACAGUCAACAUCGUGGAAUCGGCAAGAUACCCUCAAAUCUGCUUCAAGGUUUAUCCUCCUUGGAAAUGUUUUAUGCUGGAAACACGAAUCUUGCUCAUCUGAAUCCUGAUACAUUCCAGUCGAGCCCCCAGCUCUGGUUUUUGGAUCUCUCCAAGAAUGCGCUGUCCGAAGACCACUCGAUCCCGGCUGAGUUGUUCCACCCAAUUUCGAAGCUAACCAAACUCAUACUUUCCAGAACGCAGCUACGCUCGCUGAACUUCCUGUUGAACGCAAAUCUCUCCAGACUUUCAACCUUAAAAGCUUGGGGCAAUGAGAUUGACACGAUCAACAAAACCCUGAUUCAGUCACUGCCUCGACUAGAGGUCCUUGACUUGGAUAAAAACACGUUCACUUGUGACUGUACCAAUGCAUUCUUCAUUGACUGGGCCAAGAAUAGUAAUUCUACUCAGGUGGUUUAUUUGAAUAAGUACAUGUGUAGCUAUCCUAGCUCCUUACGAGGAAUGAGCUUGUCUUCUUUCAACCCCGAAUCCUGCAACUUGAAUAUCGACUUCAUCUGCUUUCUUUGCAGCAGUAUUGUAGUCAUUCUCACCCUCCUCUCGUCAUUUGUCUGGCAUUUUCUGCGCUUUCAGGUCGUUUAUGCAUACUACCUCUUCUUAGCCUUCCUUUACGACAGCAAGAAGAAACAGAACGGUUCGACGUUCCAGUACGACGCCUUCAUUUCCUACAACACCAAAGACGAGCCAUGGGUAAUGGAGGAACUUAUUCCCAAAUUAGAAGGAGAACAGGGCUGGAGACUGUGUCUUCACCACCGAGACUUUGAACCAGGAAGGCCAAUAAUAGACAACAUCAUUGAUGGCAUAUACAGCAGCCGCAAGACCAUCUGCCUGAUCACUAGGAACUACCUGAAGAGCAACUGGUGUUCAAGUGAGGUCCAAGUGGCGAGCUUCAGACUCUUUGAUGAGCAGAAGGAUGUGUUAAUUCUGGUGUUCCUGGAGGACAUCCCCACACAUCAGCUCUCUCCAUAUCACAGGAUGAGGAAGCUGGUGAAGAAACGAACCUACCUCCGCUGGCCAAAACCUGGAGAAGAUACUAAGGUCUUCUGGCAAAAGCUAAAAAUGGCUUUAGAAACCAAAGAGGGUCAUAAAUCAGAUCACAGAAUGAACCUGUGAGGAUAUUAGAAUGGCAUGGUACACUCUCAGAAAUAAAGAUAUAAAAGUGUCACUUUCGUACCCUUUACAUACUAAUAUGCACUAACACGUACCUUCAAGGUACCAAAUAUGGACUUUUUAGGUACAAAGGUGUACCUUUUGAAAAGUGACAGCUUUUGUACUUUUUUUCUGAGAGUGUACAGUAUGCUAAGAGCCUUCCUGUAAAUUUAAUUGGACAUAAAUUGUCUUCUUCUUUUUUGUUUUUAAAAUAACACCGUUCAAAAGUUUGGGGACUGUACUUGAUUCUGCAAUGUUUUUUUCUCUUAUGCUCACCAAGGCUACAUUUAUUUUAUCAAACAGAUCAAACAAUAUUAUUGUUAAAUGCUAUUACAUUUUAAAUUUAAAAUAGCUGUUGUCUACUUGAAUAUAUUUUAAAAUGUCAUAAAAUCCUGUGAUGGCAAAGCUGAAUUUCCAGCAUAAUUUCUCCAGUGUUCAGUGUCACAUGAUUCUUCAAAACUCAUUCAAAUAUGCUGAUUCUAAACAAACAAUUUUCUUACUAUUGUUUCUUACAAUAUUUCUUACUAUUAUCUAUGUUAAA